Corapipo altera (White-ruffed manakin) is the source of this 752-nucleotide messenger RNA. It is a transcript of the gene SMIM20, whose product is annotated as small integral membrane protein 20. Gene Ontology annotation, cellular component: mitochondrial inner membrane. Lineage: Eukaryota; Metazoa; Chordata; Aves; Passeriformes; Pipridae. Bases 86 to 289 code for a protein of 67 amino acids. The transcript has 3 exons. Gene Ontology annotation, biological process: mitochondrial respiratory chain complex IV assembly. The record is from RefSeq and is a predicted model, not a curated record.
GGGGGCGCUGCUGCCGCCCCGGCCCCGCCCCGGCCCCGCCCGUCCCGCGUGUUCCGGAAGGGCCCCGGGCCGUGACCGCCGGGGCAUGGCGGGGCUGUCCCGCACCCUCGGCAUCUUCGGCGCCUUCGCCGCCGUGGUGGGAGCCGCCUUCUACCCCAUUUACUUUCGGCCUCUGCUGCUGCCGGAGGAGUACAAGAAAGAACAAUCAAUAAACCGAGCUGGUAUUGUUCAAGAGGAUAUUCAGCCUGCAGGGUUAAAAGUGUGGUCUGAUCCAUUUGGAAGAAAGUAAUGUUGGCGGCUGUGCAUAUUACAGAACUGAAGAUGGACAUCUUCAGCUGUUUCUUCUUUCACUGAAGUGUGCCUUUGGGUGUUGCUGGAGAAGAAUUCUGAAUAUGCUGUAUGGGCACGUGAGGAGCAACAAAGGCUGCUGGUUGGAAUCCCAAGAGAUAAAAACAUGCUAGUUUUGACAGAGGAUGCUGGUGCAUAACUCACAGACUCUUAGAGAGCUGAAUGAUUAUUGAGUAUAGAAGUGAAAUAUUUAUUUCCUUGAGAAAAGGAUUUUUUUUGAAUCUGUAGACACUUGUAGAAGAAAUUAUGAAUAGAGUAAAUCAUGCUGCAGUUUCCUCCCUAGUUUGAGAUUUGCUUUCUGUGGUUUUACUUUGAAAGCACGGUAGAAGUAUGUAAUGGGAGGGAUCAGUGCAGAAAAUGCAACAUGGUUAGUGUAAAUUUGUACAUUAAAAUUUUUAAACCAA